GUCACGUGUUCCAGCCAGCUUGGUAAGUGAUGCUGUACCAGCAUCAUCUGUGGAGAGCUACCAGUCAGGCCAGUGAGUCCAUACAGCGAUGGUGGUGAGAGCAUCAGAGCCAGUGGUUCACCUGGUUUCAUCAAAGCUGCUGCAGGAAUGAUCUCCGGUAUCUUACGUUGGACCUGACGAAGCCUCAGACUGACUCAGAACCAGAAACCAGAGUUAUCCCCCAUCCCGAAGACAGAACCAGAACCCUCCACGGUAUCUGUUCAGUGCAGUUUCCUGAUCUGUCCAGCAGGCGUCAGCAGCGUCUCUUUACAGGAAAACAGCAACCGUAAUUAUCUUCAGAGAAGAGGGAAAACAUUUCUUCCACUGUUUCAUUAACGCUCCGCAGAGACAAACAGAUCCGUUUCACCAUGGACGUCCCCGGAGCGGAUAGUGACUGGAGGAAGCCCGCAUUCCGGCAGAAAGUCGUGGCUCAGAUUGAAGACGCCAUGAGAAAAGCAGGAACUGUGAACAAGUCCAGCUCUGAGAUGGAGAACCACGUUUACGUCAAAGCCAAAACCAGAGAGGAGUAUUUAUCCCUGGUGGCAAGGCUGAUCAUACAUUUCAGAGACAUCCAUAAGAAGGCUCUGGGAGGUCCAGAUCCCAUGAAUGCCCUGACUAACCUGACAGGGGUUGGAGGGGGCCCAGGCGCCAUCGGCAUGGGGCCUCGCCCUGCCGGCGCUCCAGUGGGUGGCAUGGGGGCCAUGGGGCCAAUGCAGAUAGGCCAGCAUGCCAUGGCUGGGGUGGCUGGAAACCCACAAGCCAUCGGAGGUCCGGGUCAGAUGCCCAUGCAGCAGAUGGUGCAGUUCCAGCAGUUCCAGCAGGCCCAGCAGCAGCAGCAGCAGCAGCAGCAGCAGCAGUUACAGCAGAUGAGGCAGAUGCAGCAGCACCAGAACCAGCAACAGGCCCAGAACCAGCAGCAGCAGAACCAGAUGCACCCGACACAGAUGCAGCACCAACAGCAGAUGCUGCAGCUCCAGGCCCAGGCCCAGGCCCAAGCUCAAGCCCAAGCUCAAGCCCAAGCUCAAGCUCAAGCUCAAGCCCACGCUCAAGCCCAAGCUCAAGCCCAAGCUCAAGCCCAAGCCCAAGCCCAAGCCCAAGCCCAAGCCCAAGCUCAAGCUCAAGCUCAAGCCCAAGCUCAAGCCCAAGCUCAAGCACAAGCUCAAGCCCGAGCUCAAGCUCAAGCCCAGGUCCAGGUUCAGGCCAUUCAACAUAUGGUCCAGCAGCAGGUUCCGCCUCAGCCAGGACAGAUGCCUCCACAUGCUCAGCAGCAACAGUCCGGCAUGGUCUCUCAGUCUCUGGCAGGACAGAUGAACCCAGCUCAGCAUGUUCCCAUCAACUCUCUGAGCCAACAGCAGCAGCAGCAGCUCAAGAUGCAGGCCUUCCAGGCCCGUGCAACCCUCCAGCAGCAGCAGCAGCAGCAGGCAGCCCAGCAGGCCCAGGCACAGCUCAACGCCGCCGCCACCGCACCUGGACAGCUGGUUCGUCCUGGGAUGCAGAAUCUGGCCCGGAUGCCUCGAGCUGCUCCGAAUGCUCCCGCCGUUUCUAUGGCUACAGGACCGGCGAUGACGCAGCAGGUGCAGCAGCACACCAUGAUGUCAUCGCCCUCACCUGUACAGGUCCCCACGCCACAGAUGCCGCCUCCUCCCCAGCCGUCACCUCAGCCCCCCACCUCACAGCCCAACUCUGCCAGCUCUGGUCCUACUCCAUCUCCAGGCAGCUUCCAGCCCAGCCCGUCUCCUCAGCCCUCCCCCAGCCCUGCCACCUCCAGAACCCCCCAGAACUAUGGAGUCCCCUCACCAGGACCACUCAACACUCCAGGUAACCCCAGCUCGGUGAUGAGUCCGGCCGGAGCCACGUCUCUGGAGGACCAGCAGUACAUGGAGAAACUGAAACAGCUCUCCAAAUACAUCGAGCCGCUGCGCCGGAUGAUCAACAAGAUCGACAAGAACGAAGACAGAAAGAAGGACCUGAGUAAGAUGAAGAGUCUGCUGAACAUCCUCACUGAUCCAAACACCAGGUGUCCUCUGAAGACGCUGCAGAAAUGUGAGAUCGCUUUGGAGAAGUUGAAGAACGACAUGGCUGUGCCGACGCCCCCUCCCCCACCAGUCGCCACCAAGCAGCAGUACCUGUGUCAGCCGCUGCUCGAUGCCGUCAUGGCCAACAUCCGCUCCCCGGUCAUCAACCACUCUCUGUACCGGACCUUCGCCCCCGCCAUGACUGCCAUCCACGGACCGCCCAUCACGGGCCCCAACGUCUCCGGGAGGAAGAGGAAGCACGAGGAUGAAGAGCGUCAGACCAUCCCCAACAUACUGCAGGGAGAGGUAGCUCGGCUGGACGUCAAGUUCCUGGUCAACCUGGACCCGUCCUUCUGCAGCAACAACGGCACCGUCCACCUCGUCUGCAAGCUCGAUGAUAAGAAUCUUCCCAGCGUUCCUCCCCUGCAGCUCAGCGUUCCUGCCGAUUAUCCGGAUCAGAGCCCGCACUGGGCCAACGACGGCGAGCAGUACGGUGCAAACAACUUCCUUCAGACGGUCCACAGAAACAUGACGUCCAAACUGCUGCAGCUGCCAGACAAACACUCUGUGACGGAGCUGCUUAACACCUGGGCUCAGAGCGUCCGCCAGGCCUGCCUGUCCGCUGCCUGAAGCCCCGCCCACCUGGGUGGCCCCGCCUGCCUGGAUGGCCCCACCCACCUGGGUGGCCCAACCUGCCUCGGUGAACCCUCUGUUUCCAUGGAUAGCACAGGCCCACCAAAGCCUUGACUUUGUUUCCAGGGUGAAUGAUGCACUGCUCACACUGACCAAUCAGCAACCAGUUAGUGUGCUGAGUUUGUCUUCUGUUCCCUGAAUGCAUCACUGUAUAGUUGUAUAUGAUGGAGAAGACGGUAGCUACAGUGAAGCUACAUCUAAGCUAUAGCUAAGCUACGGCGAAGCUACUGCCCUGAUUGUCUUUUACAAAUAAAACCUGUUCCUCA
Messenger RNA from Melanotaenia boesemani (Boeseman's rainbowfish), 3013 nucleotides. Its product is annotated as mediator of RNA polymerase II transcription subunit 15-like. The record is from RefSeq and is a predicted model, not a curated record. Lineage: Eukaryota; Metazoa; Chordata; Actinopteri; Atheriniformes; Melanotaeniidae. Gene Ontology annotation, molecular function: transcription coregulator activity. Gene Ontology annotation, biological process: regulation of DNA-templated transcription.